UGUGCCUCUGAGAGAGAGCCGUCAGUGCACCAUGGGGAUGUGGCCGACAGCAGCUUGGGCCCAACUGGGCCUUGUGCUGCUUUACGUGGCAACGUCCAUUCCGUUCUUGAUCGAUAUGCGCGCAAUCCCUCGCACCAACACGUGCGGCAUGACGUACUCAGCUCCCAUCUACAAGACACUGCCGUUCCACUCCAUCGACGCGACGAUGGCGCAUACGUAUGCCAAGUACACGUUCGCGCAACUGUUCAUGGACGGAGAUGGCCGCCACCACGACAAACAGUCGCAAUCACCAUCGGGGAUGCCCAUGCUGUUUGUGCCAGGUCACCUCGGUAGCUACAAGCAAGCCCGGUCGCUCGGCCAGCACCUGGCCAACCUGCACGCUGACAUCGACCUCUUCCUCGUCGAUUUCAACGAAGAAGCCACAGGCAUGGCGGGCCAAUUUGUCCUCGAGCAAGGAUUUUUCGUCAACGAAGCUGUGAAGGAAAUCCUUGCUCUGUACAAGGACUUGCCAGAGGACCGACGACCGACCUCUGUCGUGGUCGUAGGGCACUCCAUGGGUGGCAUCGUGACCCGCACCGCGUUGACCUUGCCCAACUACAAGGCUCAGUCGAUCUUGACCAUCGUGACGCUCAGCACGCCGCACGUGGCGCCGCCAUUCAACCUGGACGCGUCCAUGAUGGCCGUCUACUCGACCGUGAACUCCCGCUUCUGCCCGACGUCUUCCGUCAACGGCACAACCUUGGCGUCAUGCCGGAAUCAUGCAGUCGUGAUAGUGUCGCUGGCCGGGGGGCUCAAGGACUUUGUGGUGCACUCGUCGCUGGCCGCAAUCGGCCACGCCAUCCCAACGACCAACGGAUUCGCCGCCCUCACGUCCCUCCUUCCUGCAGUCAAUGCUUCGAUGGACCACCUGUGCAUCCUCUGGUGUCAUCAAUUCAUGGAGGCUCUCUCGGCCGCGCUCGUCCAGCUCAUCGACCCGACGACGCACCAGCUGCGCCAGAGCCCUGCCGACCGUCUCGCGGUCCUGCGUGAAGCGCUUCUCGGCCCAAAUCAUGCCGUACAGGACCACCACGUGGCCCGAGGGUUUACCAGCGACGAGGUGAUGGAAACCGGCGGCAUCUUAUCCUUCGAGCUGGCAUUGUACCUCUUCCGCACGCAGUACCUCGUGCCGUUCCCGCUCUUGGCCUUGGUCGCACUCGCGAUGCUCACGACGCAAGUGGAGCGGUGGCAGCACGAUCCCGACGGGUUCACGAACCCGACCUUCCUAGCUCUGCUGUCACCUGCCGCGCAUUGGUCAUCACUGUUUCACCAUGGCCUGCGCCAGGCCCACCUCGACGGUCAUUCCAAACCUGUCCAAGCUGCCGCCGUGGCGGCCAUCGCUGUGGCCGUCGGGGCCGCGGCAUACGCCGUGGAUUUGUUAUACUCGGCGUUCAUCCUCAUCCUAUGCUAUCUGUACCUCCUGGGCUUUCUGCAUCUCGUGACGGUGCUCAUGGCGACAUUUGUGCCCGACCGCGUCCUGCUGCCGGCGCGACUGCUGAACGUCUUUAGUUCGCGAAUGGCGCUGACGAUCUUGGCGAGUUUGGUGGUCGCGGGGGGCCACGUUGUGUUCCAAGUGGGGUUUGAUGCGACCCGGGAGCUCGCGCUCGUGGUGGUAGCCUUCCUGGCAGUGCAUGUCGUCCAAGUGGUGUCCGUCCUCCUCCUCCCGGCAACGUCGCGGUCCCCGCACCACGUGACGUACCAGCGCACGCUGUUUGCAUUUUACUUUGGUGUGUCGCCGUGCUGGAUCGGCGACGUCGUGUAUUUUGUUGAUGUCGUGCACUUCCCCCGUCCCGUCGACUUUGCAUUCGUCGUGCACGUUCUGCGGUCGCUCGCGCUGCUUUUCCCAUGCUUGAUCCAUGUGUACCUGGCGCGGCAAUGGAUGUUUCCGCUGCCGCCAGACGCCGUCUUCGCGCGGCUCCAAGGAGUCCGCCCCAGCUCGUCGGCCAUCGUGACCGCUGACCAGUGCCCCGACUGUUUUGUCGAAGACGGCGGCGACGGCGCGAUCUUUGAAGAAGUGGACACUCCUAACACGAUCCAUCUCUCGGCCAACGUUGUUGUCGGCCCGACCUUCCGCGUCGUUUCAUGCGAUUGCGGGCUGCGAAAUGUGCCAUCCCGCGACUUUUGCGCAUUCUGCAAGCGCCUCUGUGUGACGUGUGGUGGCGGCGAAGGCGCGCGGCGCCACGCGCACAUGUUCCGUGAAUACAUGGCUAGCGUACAAGACCAAGUGGUAGCGCAUCAAGGGAUCCCGCUCGUCCUCUGGCUCAUCCUCGUCAUUGGGUUUGCCCUCGUCGCCCAGACGCCACACUUGUUGCUGUACGUGGGAACGGCUGUCGCGACCAUCUUUUCAAUUUACCACGCGGGGCUGCGGGGACCGCUGGACGGACUGCAUGCCGCGGCGGCCGCAUCGUCCACACCAUGGAUGGAAGAGUCGCGCCAGUAGAAGGAAUCACACCCUCCUGUCCAUGGUGAAUGGCCCCACAAUAGAGAUUUAUUCCUGGAUC
Messenger RNA from Aphanomyces invadans, 2537 nucleotides. RefSeq lists its product as hypothetical. The transcript has a single exon. Gene Ontology annotation, molecular function: phosphatidylinositol deacylase activity. The record is from RefSeq and is a predicted model, not a curated record. The coding region runs from base 32 to 2476 and encodes 814 amino acids. NCBI's taxonomy places the organism in Eukaryota, Oomycota, Saprolegniomycetes, Saprolegniales, Verrucalvaceae. Gene Ontology annotation, cellular component: endoplasmic reticulum. Gene Ontology annotation, biological process: GPI anchor metabolic process; endoplasmic reticulum to Golgi vesicle-mediated transport.